Molecule: messenger RNA, 919 nt
Organism: Symbiodinium necroappetens
Lineage: Eukaryota; Dinophyceae; Suessiales; Symbiodiniaceae
Source: the annotation of a GenBank genome assembly
AUGCGCAAGUCCGAAGACGUCACCAACGAGGAGUAUGCCUCCUUCUACAAGUCGUUGUCCAACGACUGGGAGGACCACCUUGCGGUGAAGCACUUCAGCGUCGAGGGCCAGUUGGAAUUCCGUGCGCUGCUCUUCGUCCCCCGCCGGGCGCCCUUUGACCUCUUCGAGACCAAGAAGAAGCGCAACAACAUCAAGCUGUAUGUGCGUCGUGUCUUCAUCAUGGACGACUGCGAGGAGCUGAUGCCAGAGUGGCUGAACUUCGUGAAGGGCGUCGUGGACUCGGAGGACUUGCCUCUAAACAUCUCUCGUGAGACCCUGCAGCAGAACAAGAUCCUGCGAGUCAUCAAGAAGAAUCUUGUGAAGAAGUGCCUCGAGAUGUUUGCAGAGAUCGCCGAGAAGAAGGACGACUACAAGAAGUUCUACGAGCAGUUCGGCAAGUGCCUGAAGCUGGGCGUCCAUGAGGACUCCACGAACCGCACCAAGGUGGCCGAGCUCCUCCGCUACCACACCUCCAAGUCUGGAGACGAGCAGAUCAGCCUGAAGGAGUACGUCGACCGCAUGAAGGAGGGACAGAACGACAUCUUCUACAUCACAGGCGAGAGCAUCGCGGCCGUGUCUUCCUCUCCGUUCCUGGAGACCCUGCGAAAGAAGGGCAUUGAGGUGCUGUACAUGAUCGACCCCAUCGACGAGUACUCCGUGCAGCAGCUGAAGGAGUUCGAUGGCAAGAAGUUGAAAUCCACCACGAAGGAGGGUUUGGACAUUGAGGACGAGGACGAGAAGAAGAAGCUGGAGGAGAUGAAGGCCGAGUUUGAGCCUCUCACCAAGUUGAUGAAGGAAGUCCUCGGAGACAAGGUGGAGAAGGUCAUCGUUAGCUCUAGGAUGGCCGACUCCCCUUGCGUGCUGACCACUUCCGAGUACG